GGGAGGCCUCCGCGCGAGGACUGGCACCUCCCGACGGGGGGACCGCGGAGAACAGUGUCCGGAGGACCCGGGUCACCUCCUGUCCGUUGUCUCCUAGACUCCAGCGUUGGUGGGAGAUGGCAGCUUCCCGCAGCCCCUGCCUGCGCGGGGGGCUGCUCACCCUCCUUCUCCUCCAGCUGCCGCGGCUGCAUUCAGCUCGCUUCGACGUGGUCGGGCCCCCCGAGCCCAUCCUGGCCAUGGUGGGCGACGACGCGGAGCUGCCCUGCCACCUGUCCCCGAACGCGAACGUGAGCGCGGCCGGCGCGGAGCUGCGGUGGCUCCGGGAGCGGGAGUCCCCCGCGGUGCUGGUGCACCGGGCCGGGCGCGCGCAGGACGCGGAGCAGAUGGCCCGCUACCGGGGCAGAGCCGCGCUGGUGCAGGACGGCCUCGCCCAGGGCCGCGUGGCCCUCAGGAUCCGCGGGGUCCGGGCCUCGGACGACGGGGAGUACCGGUGCCUCUUCAAGCAGGACGACGGCCACGGAGAGGCCAGCGUGCGCCUGCAGGUGGCCGCUCUGGGCUCGGAUCCUCACAUCCACGUGGAAGUUCAAGGCAAUGGGGAGACCCGGCUGGAGUGCACCUCGGCCGGGUGGUUCCCCGAGCCCCAGCUGCAGUGGAGAACACCCAAGGGGGAGGAGCUUUCGUCGGCGUCGGAGUCCAGGGAGCCCGACGAAGAAGGCCUGUUCUCUGUGGCGGCUUCGGUGAUCGUCGAGGACACGUCCGAGAGGAAUGUGUCCUGCUGUAUCCGAAACGUUCUUCUCGGCCAGGAGAAGGAAGUGGGAACUUCCAUACCAGCUCCCUUCUUCCCAAGACUGACGCCCUGGAUGGUGGCUGUGGCUGUCAUCUUGAUAGUCCUAGGAGUCCUCACCACCGGGUCCAUAUUUUUCACCUGGAGACUCUACAAGGAACGAUCCAGACAGAGGAAGAAGGAAUUCAGCUCUACAGAGAAACUCCUGGAAGAGCUCAAGUGGAAGAAGGCCACACUGCAUGCAGUCGACGUGACUCUGGAUCCAGACACCGCCCACCCCCACCUCCUUCUGUACGAGGGUUUCAAGUCGGUCCGGCUGGAAGACGCUCGCCAGAAACUGCCCGAGAAAGCAGAGAGAUUCGACUCCUGGCCUUGCGUGCUGGGCCGGGAGGCCUUCACCUCGGGGAGACAUUACUGGGAGGUGGAGGUGGGAGACAGGACCGACUGGGCGAUCGGGGUGUGCAGGGAGGGCGUGGCGAAGAAGGGCUUUGACCCCAUGACUCCCGAGAACGGGUUCUGGGCUGUGGAACUGUAUGGCAAUGGGUACUGGGCCCUCACGCCCCUGCGGACCCCCCUUCCCCUGGCGGGACCCCCCCGCCGGGUUGGGGUUUUCCUGGACUAUGAGUCUGGAGAUGUCACCUUCUACAACAUGACCGACGGGUCCCUCGUCUACAGCUUCUCCAACGCAGCUUUCUCCGGCCCCCUCCGGGCCUUCUUCUGCCUGUGGUCCUGUGGCAAAAAGCCCCUGACCAUCUGCCCGAUCACUGAUGAGCUUGAGGGGGUCACAGUAGUCGCUGAUGCCACGGACCCUUCCCUGGAGAUCCCACUGUCCCCGAUGGGCGAGGAUGCUGCCUCCGGGGACACAGACAUGCUUCGUUCUAAACUAAUCUCUACCCAGCCCAGCCAAACGGCACCUUAAGGACAACCCCAGCUGAGCCGUUCCCUUUUGCUCCCUGUCUGCCCCCCCUCCCCUGCUGGGGGCCUCAGCUGCCAGCUUCGCCCAGCUCCCCUGCUUCCUGUCACCUAGGGAUCCUUAGUCGGGAAAGUGGCAUUGCUGUUGCUAGAAAGUGUGGGGUGUAAGACCUUCCAAAUCUGUUUCUGUACCAGUGCUCAGGGGCCAAGGAGGUGUCAACUUCUGUUCUCCUACCUCUUGAAGCCAGAUCCUAAGGGGGAGGACUUGAAACAAACUCAAGAGAAAGCCCAGGGAUUGAGGUGGGGUUAGGUUGUCAUGGGGUCCAGAGGAACAGGCAAGCGGAAAUCUCAGAGGGUUUUGGGAACAUGAGACUGAGGCUGAAACCCCAUAAAGAAACCCAGAGGGGACAUUGUGAUGGAAGAAAGUGAAGUGCCCCCAGGCCAGUGAUGUACAGCUGGCCUGCCCCUGCAGGCUUAGGCCUGUGUCUCGAAUUUCCUGGGCCCACCAUGCAGGGCAGAGGAAACGGCCCUGCUGCUGUGGGGCUGAGCCUCGGGCAACGUGGAGCAGAGAGGAGAUGCCAGAGCAGGCCCAGGGUGUCAGCCGCAAGCUGGGCAGAGCAGCGGGGUUAUGACAGAACCCAAGGCUGUGUGCAGAGCUGUCUCUCAGACCCUGUUCCCCUCAGCGCCAGCCCACUGCUCCCUCGCCUGGGGGUUGCUCCACCCCCACUCCGUGGGCUCCAUGGUCUCCACCUCUCUUCCUCCGUUUCAGAGGCAUGUUCAGGAAUCACCCCUCAGCGGUACCACCACCACUUCAUGGGCCACUGUCGCAGCCUCGGGCCCCCUCAGCCCUCAUCCCAACGUCCUGUUUCACCCCACAAGCACAACUGUAGCAGCACCAACUGCUCUCUAAUCCCACACGGCGCCCCGUGCACCCUCCCCCCUCGCAGCCUUCCCACCCUCGCCUCUCCUCGGGCCCCCUGAGUGCAGCCGUGUCUCUGCUCAGGGCAGCUGCCCUGAUUGCUCCCGCCUGUAUUUGCCUUUUCCGUGCACCCCUGGCUUGUCUGGCCAACGGGGCCACACAUUUAUCUACAUUGCCCACUUCGAUUGUAUUUUCCCAGCGUUCAGAUGUAUGUCGCCAGGGUCGUAACCUAAUAAAUAAGUCUGUCUGGUUUC
Messenger RNA from Phyllostomus discolor (pale spear-nosed bat), 2869 nucleotides. RefSeq names its product butyrophilin subfamily 1 member A1 (gene BTN1A1). The coding region runs from base 117 to 1703 and encodes 528 amino acids. Gene Ontology annotation, biological process: T cell receptor signaling pathway; regulation of cytokine production. Gene Ontology annotation, cellular component: external side of plasma membrane. The record is from RefSeq and is a predicted model, not a curated record. NCBI's taxonomy places the organism in Eukaryota, Metazoa, Chordata, Mammalia, Chiroptera, Phyllostomidae. Gene Ontology annotation, molecular function: signaling receptor binding. The transcript has 7 exons.